CUAUGAUGUAAUUAACAACAUUAACAUUGUUGCAGGCAUGCCAAGGAUAAUGGGUAUCGAUCAUGGAUAGUGAACAGCCGCAUCAGGAGUUGGUGAAAUGUGUAGUUGUGGGCGACACAGCUGUGGGCAAGACCCGACUCAUCUGUGCUCGUGCCUGCAACAAGAAGUUCUCUCUCUCCCAGCUGCUCAACACACAUGUGCCAACAGUCUUCGCCAUCGACCAGUACAGGAUAUACAAAGAGGUUUUGGAGAGAUCGUGUGUGGUAGUUGACGGUGUGAAUGUCUCCCUCCGGUUGUGGGACACCUUUGGCGACCAUGACAAGGAUCGACGUUUUGCCUAUGGCAGGUCCGAUGUGGUGCUGCUUUGUUUCUCGGUGGCAAAUCCAGUGUCGCUACGGAAUUGCCGGGUGAUGUGGUACCCGGAGAUUCGGCGGUUUUGCCCUAAUACACCAAUUCUUCUUGUGGGCUGUAAAAAUGACCUCAGAUAUAUCUGUAAAGAUGAACAGUACCUCAGUUACUGUCAAGACCGUUCACCUCUAGUUAGUCAGGUGCCUUUCUGCCCGCCCAAGCCCAAGGUCCAGGAGCCGUCAACAGUGGUGAGCACCCUGCGUGAAGAUCUCCAUGGUCUUCUCACCUGUGCCGCCUUCACUGACCUGGUGCUGGUAGCUGGGAGCAACACUACUGCGGGUGGAACCAUAGUCCAUGCUCACAGGUUCUUGGUGGCAGCUGCGUCAACU
Molecule: messenger RNA, 737 nt
Organism: Procambarus clarkii (red swamp crayfish)
Lineage: Eukaryota; Metazoa; Arthropoda; Malacostraca; Decapoda; Cambaridae
Source: RefSeq, a predicted model, not a curated record